AUGUCCGCCGAGAUCCAAGACGAGGUCGAGGCCCUCAACUCCAUCUACGGGCCCGAGACCCUCGUGCCCGCCGAAGGAGGAGGAGGAGGAGGGGCAGACGCCGACGACCCGCCGACCUCGUUCAUCCUCCAUUUACCCGGCGACACCGCCCGCUCCUCGCUACGCCUCGUCGUGCCCGCGAGCUACCCCCUCGCGCCGCCCGAGGUACACUCCACGUUUAGCACCGGCCAGGCCUCGCGCGCCACGGCCGCCGCGGAGCUGCGCCUGUUUCGGCACGCCGUCGCCACCGUGUUUCAGCCGGGGAUGCCGUGUCUGUUCGACGCCGUGGAGGAGCUCUCGGUCCUAAUGGCCGCGGAACCGCUCGACGUCGAGCCCGCGGCCGAGUAUCCGCCCGCCGCCGCCGGUGGUGGUGGUGGUGGUGGCGGCGCUGUCGCCGAUGUCGAGGCCGAGGUCGACUACGCGUCCCUGCCCCCUCCGCCGUGGACGCUCUCCGCCCCCUUUACGGAGCAGCGCUCCACUUUUCUCGCGCGCGUCGCGCCCGUCUCCUCGCCCGCCCAGGCCGCCUCCUACGUCCAGCACCUCCUCGCUACGGAUCGCCGCGUCCGCCAGGCCACGCAUAACAUGACGGCCUGGCGCAUCCGCGGCCCCGGUGGCACCUCUUUCCAGGACUGCGACGACGACGGCGAGGCCGCCGCUGGGAGCCGCCUUCUCCACCUCAUGCAGGCCAUGGACUUGUGGGACGUCAUGGUCGUCGUCUCCCGCUGGUAUGGGGGCCUCAAGCUCGGACCGCGGCGCUUCGCCCUCAUCAACCAAACCGCGAGAGACGGCUUCGUGAAGGCUGGCUACGUCAAGGACGCCGCUGACGACAAAAAGAAAAAGAGCAAGUGA
Messenger RNA from Parascedosporium putredinis, 888 nucleotides. NCBI's taxonomy places the organism in Eukaryota, Fungi, Ascomycota, Sordariomycetes, Microascales, Microascaceae. The record is from the annotation of a GenBank genome assembly.